AUGGGCAUAUUGGCCACGAAGAGGGGUCAUGUGGCCAGGAAGGAGCAGCUCAAGCGUCGAGUGCGUGGGCGUGUUCGGGAGCACACCGAGGUCAUCAAUGACGCGCAGCGUAGCAUAAAGGACAUCGAAGAUGCCAUUACCCAGGUGGAAGGUUGCCAGACGCGGUUGGUCCACAUGCGCUAUGCAAGGUUCGCGGAUCUGAAAGUUUGCGAGAAGCGACUUCAGCUCCGAGAGCGACGGCCGCCCCGUGAGAACUUCCGGGAUGCUGUCGAGGAGGCGCUCGAUCGGGAGCGAGGUGUGCUGGAGCGCUCACGCCAGGAUCUCCUGUCGCUGGAAGCGGAAGCCCAGCAGUUCCUAGCAGACCUGCAGGCGAUGCGAGCCGAGCUUUCGCGCGACACGGGAGCUCGCAGGCUUCAGGUGGAGAGCGAAUUGGCACAGAUGCGAAUGGCAACUGGAGCCAGCGUAUCCUUGCCUGAGGUGGACAAGAAGAACACUCAGCCCCAUCAGGUGAUUAAGCUCCUCUCCGAAGAAGAGGCCAAGUCUUUGAAGCAGCGCUCGAUCGCGGUGAUCAGAAAAGCGAGAGAGUUGCCCGACCGGGCGGAUGUCAUGCUGGCACGCAUACGGCAGGAAUCGCACCAGUGCACCCACAGAGCUGGCCGCCAGCUGGCCGUCAAGACCCGUGAGCUGGGAGAGUUCAAGAAAAGCCUGGAGGAAAACAUACGCGGCGUUGCUGCAACGCUUACGCAGGCGAGGAUGGCCCUCUCCAAAGAAGAGGGCCGACUGGAAACGGUCAUGGGAGACAAAGCUCUGCAGGAAACGCAAGAGCGGGUGAAUGACUUGACCGCUAUGGUGCAGGAGCUGCAGGACAGCCACAAAGCCUUGGUAGAAGAGCUGCGCUGCAAGGUUGCAGCCCUCGACAUCGACAACAGCUGCCGCAGGGUGACUCCGCAAGCGGCUGCCGAACCUCCCCAGCAGAAGACCCUCCAACAGUCAGCAAGUGCGCAGACAGCCCAGCGAUGUGCAGAGCCGGAGACGGUCAGAGAUUUUUCACACCACAUGCAUGAGUAG
Molecule: messenger RNA, 1068 nt
Organism: Symbiodinium sp. CCMP2456
Lineage: Eukaryota; Dinophyceae; Suessiales; Symbiodiniaceae
Source: the annotation of a GenBank genome assembly